Alligator sinensis (Chinese alligator) is the source of this 3200-nucleotide messenger RNA. RefSeq names its product metal regulatory transcription factor 1 (gene MTF1). The coding region runs from base 730 to 2952 and encodes 740 amino acids. The transcript has 12 exons. Gene Ontology annotation, cellular component: nucleus. Gene Ontology annotation, molecular function: RNA polymerase II cis-regulatory region sequence-specific DNA binding; DNA-binding transcription activator activity, RNA polymerase II-specific. NCBI's taxonomy places the organism in Eukaryota, Metazoa, Chordata, Crocodylia, Alligatoridae. The record is from RefSeq and is a predicted model, not a curated record. Gene Ontology annotation, biological process: central nervous system development; positive regulation of transcription by RNA polymerase II.
GCGGACAGCCUCGAGCGGGACCGGAGGACACCGUGUGUACGGUCGGGGCCUGUGGGCGUGGGGAGACCGAGGGACCGUCCGCAAGACGAGGCUGAGGGGGAUCUUGUGGGGGAGCAGGGGAUGGGAGAUGAUUGAUUUACCAGGGCACCCCCGGAGUAACUACGAACAACAGCCACAGAUUGGCGGAGAGCGGAUUUAGGUUGGACAUUAGAGAUGAUUUCUUGACGGCGAGGGCUGCCAGGAUCUGGAACGGGCUGCGCAGGAGGUGGUGCCGUCCCCGCCCCGGGGGUCUUCAAGAGGAGACCGGGCAAGCACGUGGCUGGGGCCGUCUGACCCUAGCGCUCUUUCCUGCCCGGGCAGGGGGUCGGACCCGACGAUCUGCUGAGGCCCUUCUGACCCGAGCGUCUCAUGGACAUUCGGGCUGGAAGGGACCUCGGAAGAUCAUCGAGUCCAGCCCCCGCCCCAGGGCAGGGCGUCAGCUGGGGUCAUAGGAUCCCAGCAAGAUAAACAUCCAAAUGCUUGCGCCACCUCCUGCGGCCGUCUGUUCCAGACCUCGGGGGCUCGGACAGUAACGUUCUUCCUUAUGUCCAGCCUGAAACCGUCCUGGAGGAGUUCGUGACCGUUGAUCCUUGUCAUCCCUUGGGGCGCUCUGGUCAACAGACGUUCCUCCAGAUCCUGAUGAGUUGUUACACUUUCAUUUUACGACAUUGCACUGAAUUCGAUUGAACAAUGGGGGAAAAUAGUCCUGACGACAAUGUUAUCUGCUACGUAGUAGAGGAUGACGAGUUGACUCAAGAUGUUAAGAUGAUGAGGUUUGUGGAUAAAAAUGGACUGCUUCCUUCGUCAUCUGGGACAGUCUAUGACAGGACAACUGUUCUAAUUGAGCAGGACCAUGGCAUAUUGGAGGAUGACGAGGAUGAAGGACAGUGUGGAGAUCAUUUGUCUUUUUUACCAGAGGGUCACGAAGAAGGAUUUCAUCUAAUAGCAGAUCAUGAAGGAAUGUCCCAGGGUUAUGUGCAACACAUUAUUUCUCCAGAUCAGAUUCAUCUAACUAUAAAUCCUGGUUCAACUCCAAUGCCAAGAAAUAUUGAAGGAGCUACUCUCACUUUGCAGUCGGAAUGCCCAGAAACCAAGCUUAAAGAAGUCAAGAGAUACCAGUGCACAUUUGAGGGCUGCCCUCGCACCUAUAGCACUGCCGGGAACCUGCGCACUCACCAGAAGACACACCGUGGGGAAUACACAUUUGUCUGCAAUCAGGAAGGUUGUGGCAAGGCCUUUCUUACCUCCUACAGUCUCAGAAUCCACGUCCGUGUGCACACCAAGGAAAAGCCGUUCGAGUGUGAUGUGCAGGGCUGUGAGAAGGCAUUCAAUACACUGUACAGGUUGAAAGCACAUCAGAGGCUUCACACAGGGAAAACGUUCAACUGUGACACACAAGGCUGCAGUAAAUACUUCACCACGCUCAGUGACUUGAGGAAGCAUGUUCGCACACACACAGGAGAAAAGCCAUUUAGGUGUGAUCAUGACGGCUGUGGAAAGGCUUUUGCUGCAAGUCACCACCUUAAAACACAUGUUAGGACACAUACUGGGGAGAGGCCUUUCUUCUGUCCCACUGACGGCUGUGAGAAGACUUUCAGUACUCAGUAUAGUCUGAAGAGCCACAUGAAAGGUCAUGAGAAAGGACACUCGUACAAUGCACUUCCAAAUAGCGGCGUAUCCGAGGAUACAAACCACUCACUCUGUUUGAGUGACUUAAGUCUCAUGUCCACAGAUUCAGACCUGCGGGAAAACGCAAAUACAACACAAGGACAAGACCUUAGCACAAUCUCACCAGCAAGUAUCUUUGAAUCUAUGUUCCAGAGCCCAGAUCAUACUGCAAAUCAGGAAGACUCUCAACAGACUGCUGCCUUGAUUGAAAGUUUCAAUGGUGAAGAUGACGCAGCAACGACUGUUCAGUCUUCUGUUGGAGACUCUGCAUCUCUGUCCCUCCCCCUGGUCCUGCAGCUUGGCAUUUCGGAGCCUUCGCAACCAGCACUACAAGCCUCAGCACCGCCUCCAGCCCCCAUCUCCAUGGGACCCAGUUCACAGCAAGUUGCAUUUGGAAGCCCCACAGCUGUUUUACAGUCCCCUGAAGUGCCUGUUCCUCACAGCACACCAUUUGCAGCCAGUCACCAAGACUUUCUGCAGCCCACUCAGGCGCCACCGCAGCCCAUUGUACAGGGACUUUCAGUGGUGGCUGGAGCCUCAGCCCCAGCACCACCGAGUGCCACGGAGCCCCUGCCAGCUGUGGUCCAGACCGUGCCUGUGGGUGCAAACUCUGUUCUGACCAGUAACCCAACGAUAACAAUUACUCCGUCUCAGAGCACUGCUAUUCUACAGUCCAGCAUAGUCAUGGGAGAACAGAACUUACAAUGGAUUUUAAAUGGUGCCACUGGUUCUCCACAAAACCAAGAACAAAUGCCACAAGUUCCGAAGGUAGAAAAAGUCUUUUUUACCACCGCAUUACCGGUAGCUGGCAACACAGCUUUCUUCCUGCACUGGAUCAGACGUUUCAGGACAGGCAUGUCUGAAGGAAACUCCGUGCAGCAAAUCAGCGUUCCUGUCAUCAUCAUCAAGCAAGAGGAGGCCUGCCAGUGUCAGUGUGCCUGCCGGGAUGCUGCCAAGGACAAAGCCACGAGUAAGAAGAGGUGUUCCUCACCUGAGCUGAAACCUUCAGAGAAGCCAGAUGCUAAGCUGCAGCCUCAGACGUUUCCUUCCUCCUCUUCUCCUUUGCGUGAGCGAAGCGGUCAGGUAGCUAACCCUUCAGACUCGCAGCAUGAAACGUUAAGUGCCAUAGAUGUAUCGGAUUUCCUGUCCCUCCAGUGUCCUGUAACCUCACCCAACCUGAUUCCAAUUGAAGCACUACUGCAGGGGGAGGAAGAAAUGGGUUUGAACAGCAGCUUCUCCAAGUGAAGAUGCUCCUGGUUCUUCUCCCUUGCACCUGGACGGUAACGUCCUCCCUUUUAGAAGAAGCUGAAGGAUCAAGCAUCUUUUUUCCCCCUUCCUCUUUGGAAGCAUUGUGGCUUACUUCUGCCUCUCGGAUGUCAUUUUAGUCACGUCCCAAAAGCAUCCAUCUUUGGGGGUCUGUCUUUAAGAAAAAAAAAGAAAAAAGAAAAAAAAAGCUAAGUUAUAUAUGAACUGUUUUGGCUGCACUGUCUGUC